AACAAUGGCCACCGGAACUAUCAAAAGACUCACUGCCACCCUCAAACCAACCGUUAUCUCUGCCACUAUCAUCCGCCGCAAAACCACCUCAGCAGAAUAUGUAGCCUCCAGAGCUCGAGACCCGACUUUCGAAAAGCUCAUGGACAAGUACAAAAACCUCCUCAAAGUCAUCUCCAUCCAAGACCUCAUCCUCGCCACCGCCACUCCCACUUCAGAAUCAAACAACCCUCCCUCCGUUCCCCUCGGCUUUCUCAACCGCCUGUCCCAGAAACUCCAUCUCAACCGCGGCGCCACCGCCUUCCUACGCAAAUACCCGCACAUUUUCCACAUUUUCAACCACCCCACCAAAUUUGAACCCUUUUUCACCCUCCAGUUGGCUGCCCUGGAAAUCUUUGAUCAUGAAUCACAAGCGAUCAAUGCUUCAAUCCCACUUGUGGUUGACAGAUUGGUGCGGCUUCUGUCGAUUUCUCCCACCAAGACACUACCUUUGAGGGCCAUUUUCAAAGUAUGGAAAGAGCUUGGACUGCCUGACGACUUUGAGAGCUCGAUAAUUGCGAAAAACCCGAAUCUGUUUGCUCUUGAUGAUGGCAAUGAACCUAAUACUCAUGUUUUAAAGCUAGUUAGCGAGGUAGAUAAGAGUAGUUUAAUUGCUUCUGUUGAGGAUUGGAGAUUAACGGAGUGUUGCAGAGAGGAUUGUGAUGUGGAUAGAACCGUGAUUCGGUAUAGUUUUAAGCAUAACUAUCCUCCAGGGAUGAGGUUGAGGAAGAUUUUUAAGGCUAAGGUUAACGAGUGGCAGAGUUUGCCUUAUAUUGGCCCGUAUGAGGAGAUGCCGAUUGAGGGGACGAGGAGGAGUAAAUUUGGGAUGAAGAAAAUGGAGAAGCGGGCUGCUGGGAUUGUUCAUGAGUUUUUGAGUUUGACUGUGGAGAAGAUGGUGGAGGUUGAGAAGAUUAGUCAGUUUAGGAAGUGGUUUGGGAUUGAUUUGAAUAUCCGGGAUUUGUUUUUGGAUCAUCCAGGGAUGUUUUAUUUGUCGACGAAAGGGAAGAGGCACACGGUGUUUCUACGAGAGGCUUAUGAAAGAGGAUGCUUGAUACAGCCGAACCCUGUUUAUGAGGCAAGGAGGAAACUUCUUAAUCUUGUUAACAUGGGACGCCGUGGAAUGUUAAGAAGGAAUGCUAAGUUGAAGAAUGUGGGUCAGAGUGAAGGGGAUGGAUUGGAAGAGGUGGAGAAUUAUGAAGAUGAGGAACUAGAAGAGGCAGAGAGUAAUGAAGAUGAGGAACUAGAAGAGGCAGAGAGUAAUGAAGAGGAUUAGUUCAGGUAAUUGUCAUUUGGAUGCUGAAAUCAAGGAUUUGAGACAUAGGAUAACAAAAGCCAAGAUGUGUGAAACAUAAACGUCAUCUUUUUAAUGUGGCUCUAUGAGGAACAUCUCAUCCUCAGUCGAACUGGGAGGAACCAGCUAAGAGCAAUUGACUCCUUAAUGUGAUUGCAACAUCAGUCCUGAAUUCACGAGGUGAAUAGCUUGAUGCAUACUGCUGAAAUGACUUUUGAACCAGAAAAGGUUCCUAAAAUUAAAAAGCUCAAGGAAAAGCACGAUGUCCAAGACCAAAAAAACUCUUUGGUAUAUCUGAUUCAAGUGAUAAAGAGGCUAUGGAGAAGAUGCCGUAAUCUAAGGGCAAAAUGACAAUGGAGCCAUCUGGAAUUUUGCAUCAUUUGCUGAAGGUAGUACAUGCUGCUCCGAUGAUAAAUUCUGAUACUUUGAACGCUCAAAGUGGGAGUUUUGAUCGUUUGCCAACUAAUGCUGGGAAAGGGAGUGACAGUUUUGCCUCCACAGGGAAUAGGAUGAUGCAAAAUGUUGUUUUGACCAAACAAGUAAUAGAGUUUGCAUUACCCUUAGAGAACUCCAAAAUUGAAUCAUUGCUGGCAACUGCGAAGAGUGUGUGAUGCAUAAAAGCUGAAGACAGUCAGUCUAGUGAUGAGGAGAAUAGCAAAUUUGGAGGUUCAUUGACUGAAAAUGCCACUGAACUACGUACUAAAAGUAUAGACUUGAACAAGGAAAACCACAGUGGUCUUAGUAAGCUUGAUACUAUUUUAUGUCAGUUUAUAAAAUAGUUUGUAAAUCAGGAAAUAUGAUCUUUGUACGUGUUGAAGUUAGGUGCUAUGAACGAUCUCAGUGGUGUCGCGGAAGUGGAUGGUGGUACAAUCAUCAAGCAUAUUCACUGCUGUCCAGUGGAAAAGGUAAUUGCAUUUUUAGUUCUAGAGAUGUAUAAAGAUGUGCCCUGAUUUCAGCAUCAUUUUUCUGAGCUCUUGUUAAAAAUGUUAGUGAAUGUUAGCUCAUUUACAUGAAGGUUAAUGUAGCAUGUGAUCCUUAUGGGCAAAUUAAGCCCCAUUAAUAUGAUUUGUUGUUGUACCUAUUUUCAUCACUUGGAAAGUA
Coffea eugenioides is the source of this 2428-nucleotide messenger RNA. RefSeq names its product protein ROOT PRIMORDIUM DEFECTIVE 1. NCBI's taxonomy places the organism in Eukaryota, Viridiplantae, Streptophyta, Magnoliopsida, Gentianales, Rubiaceae. The transcript is spliced from 2 exons. Bases 5 to 1309 code for a protein of 434 amino acids. Gene Ontology annotation, molecular function: RNA binding. The record is from RefSeq and is a predicted model, not a curated record.